AUGACGAGGCGGUGCUCGCAUUGCAGUCAAAACGGGCACAACUCCCGGACCUGCCCCAACCGAGGGGUCAAGUUGUUUGGGGUCCGAUUGACGGACGGGUCGAUCAGGAAAAGUGCUAGUAUGGGUAAUUUAAGUCAUUAUAAUGGGUCUUCUAAUAUGAGUGGACCCCAUGCUUCCGGGUCUAACAAUCCCGGAUCCCCCGGUGAUACCCCUGAUCACGGCGGCGGCGCUGCAGACGGUUAUGCUUCUGAGGAUUUCGUUCCUGGGUCUUCUUCAAGUCGUGAGAGAAAGAAAGGUGUUCCAUGGACUGAAGAGGAACAUAGGAUGUUUCUACUUGGUCUGCAGAAGCUUGGUAAAGGUGACUGGCGAGGAAUUGCUCGUAAUUAUGUUAUAUCAAGGACACCUACUCAGGUGGCUAGUCAUGCUCAGAAAUAUUUCAUCAGGCAAAGCAAUAUAUCUAGGAGGAAGAGACGCUCCAGCCUGUUUGAUAUAAUUGCUGAUGAACCAGCAGACACCCCAAUGGUAUCACAGGACUUCUUAUCUACCAACCAUCCACAGGCUGAUGCACAAAGUGAUAAUCCAAUGCCUGCUCCUCCUCCGUUGGAUGAAGAGUGUGAAUCAAUGGAUUCUACUAACUCCAAUGAGGGAGAACCCCUCCCUCCAAAGCCAGAUAGCUCACAGUCUGCUUAUCCAGUAGUGUACCCAGCUUAUUUCUCACCAUUCUUCCCAUGUUCUAUUCCAUUUUGGUCUGAGCGCAGUGCAGAACCCACAAAGACAGAGACACAUGAGGUUCUGAAGCCAACGGCGGUGCAUUCAAAAAACCCAAUCAAUGUUGAUGAGCUGGUUGGCAUGUCAAAGCUGAGUUUAGGAGAAUCUAUUGGUCGUGAUGGCCCCUCUUCUCUUUCCCUAAAAUUGGUUGAAGGGUCAUCUAGACAAUCUGCCUUCCAUGCUAAUCCAGCCUCUAGCAGAGAGAAGUUCCUGUGGUAUGCACCGCAUAGUGGGUUCAGCAACCAGUUAUCAGAGUUCAAGAAUGGGAUUUUAAUGGCCGGGAUUUUGAAUAGAACCUUAAUUGUGCCUCCUGUUCUUGAUCACCAUGCUGUUGCUCUUGGUAGUUGCCCUAAAUUUAGGGUUUUGGAACCUAAAGAGAUUAGAGUUUCAGUUUGGGAUCAUGUCCUUGAGCUUAUUAAGACUGGCAGGUACAUCUCUAUGGCCGACAUCAUCGAUAUUUCGUCGUUGGUACCUUUUUCCAUUCAGGUGAUAGAUUUCAGGGUUUUUGCAUCGCUAUGGUGCAAUGUGAAUGUGGAUUUCACUUGUAUAAAUGAUUUGAAUGCUCAAUCUUCUUUGUUUGAUAGCCUUAAACAGUGUGGAUCUAUACUGUCUGGGUUUGAUGGUAACAUAGAUAAGUGUUUAUACGCUGUAGAUGAAGACUGCAGAACCACUGUUUGGACUUACAAGAAUGGUGAUGAGGACAGAGUGUUAGAUUCAUUUCAACCUGAUGAACAACUAAAGAAGAGAAGGAAAGUUCCAUAUGUGAGGAGACGCCAGGAUGUAUACAAGACCCUUGGACCUGGUUCUGAAGCUGAAUCAGCCACUGUCCUCGCAUUUGGAAGCCUUUUCACAGCUCCAUACAAAGGCUCAGAGCUACAUAUUGAUAUCCACGAAGCACGAAAGGAUCAAAAGAUUCAAUCUUUGAUUGACAACAGUGAAUUUCUUCCUUUUGUCCCUGAAAUCCUAAGUGCGGGAAAGAAAUUUGCUUUAGAGACCAUAAAAGCUCCUUUUCUUUGUGCGCAGCUUAGGUUGUUGGACGGACAGUUUAAGAACCACUGGAAGGCAACAUUUCUGAGCUUAAAACAAAAGUUAGAAGCUUUAAAGCAGAGUGGCUCUCAACCUGUACAUAUAUUUGUGAUGACUGAUCUUCCUCAAGGUAAUUGGACUGGAAGUUUCUUGGGGGACCUGGCUAGUGAGUCGGAUCAUUUUAAGCUGUACUUUCUGAGAGAAGAAGAUGAAUUGGUCAAGAAAACAGCAAUGAAUCUUUCAGUUUCAGGGCAUGGCCUGAGGUUUGGAUCAGUUCUGAGGGGUCUUAAUGGAGAGAGUAUGAUGAAGAUGAAUUGUCCACACCAGAGAUUACUUGACAUACUUCUGUACCUGGAGGAAAGUGUUUGCAGUUGUGCUUCCCUUGGUUUUGUUGGUACUGCUGGGUCAACUAUUGCCGAGAGUAUAGAGCUGAUGAGGAAAUUUGAUUGUUGCAAGCUUGAUGAAUCUGAGAUUCCACUUGUAUAUUUUCGGCAAAACAAGUGUUGGUGCCAAUCUUAUGCAACCUUGUUCUGUCCUAUGAUUCUCAACGAUCCAGAGAAAGAGUCAUUCAAGAGGUGCUUGAAAAUUUUGACAGGAAGUUUUACUGCGUUGAGAUCUGACAUGCUUCUUUUGGUAGAAGUUUUGGACUACGAAGUCAUCCAUUCUUUCGUGGCUGCCGAUGAGGAUACUGAUUUAGUUCUGGGUAGGGCAGUGGAGAAUGAGAUAAACAGUGGCAUCGUUAUUGACGGAGGUAAAGCUUUCCUCUUAACUUUGGAUUUUUAUGCCUGCUACACUAUCGUCGUGUAA
Messenger RNA from Dovyalis caffra, 2601 nucleotides. The record is from the annotation of a GenBank genome assembly. NCBI's taxonomy places the organism in Eukaryota, Viridiplantae, Streptophyta, Magnoliopsida, Malpighiales, Salicaceae.